AAAUUCAGCGCACCAGUCUUUUAAACAUUAACUGCCUUGGUUCCACUUCAAGAAGCGUCGCGGGCAGCUGCUUCUCGCGUUGACGGCCAUGUACUCCGAAGCUCAAGCUCAGCAGAAAAGCUCUGACGAUUCGUCGACGUCUUCGAAGCUGGUUCUUUAUUCUUUCUGGCAGAGCUCCUGCUCGUGGCGUGUUCGCUUUGCGUUGAAUCUCAAAGGGCUUUCUUACGAGUACAGAGCAGUAAACCUUGGGAGAGGAGAACACUUAAGUCCAGAUUUUGAGCGCCUAAAUCCACUUAAAUAUGUUCCUAUAUUAGUAGAUGGUCCAGUGGUAGUUUCGGACUCUUACGCGAUAUUUCUGUAUUUGGAAGAGAAGUAUCCACAGAAGGCGCUGCUGCCUGCUGAUCUUCAUUCAAAAUGUCUGAAUCUGCAAGUGGCAAGUAUCGUCAGCUCAAGCAUACAACCUCUUCAAAUGAUAGGACUGCUGAAAACUAUGGAGGAAAAAUUUGGUCUAGAAGAACAACUACCAUGGGCUCAGUCUAAUAUAGAAAAAGGUUUCAAGGCUCUUGAGAAACUACUGCAGGGCUUUUCUGGCCGAUAUGCCUUUGGAGAUGAAGUAUAUAUGGGUGAUGUAUUUUUGGCCCCUCAGAUUUCAGUUGCUAUUGGGAGGUACAACAUUGACAUGUCCAAGUUUCCUGUUCUAGCGAGGAUUUACGAAGCUUACAAGACGUUACCGGAAUUCCAAGCCUCGUCACCAGAAAGGCAACCCGACGCCUUUCAUUAGGUGACUUGUUGUCUCAAUAUUUUACUAAUACAUCACAACUUCCACUUCAUAUUAGUUCCUUGCGUGAAAUAAAUGGACGGAGAAAGGAAAGAGAAAAAAAAAACAUUUCUUAAUUAUUGAGCACUAAUAUUUUAUCUGUUCUUCCAACAAGAUAUAAAGAGCUGUCAAUACGAAGAUGAACUCAACAUGAUGACUAAAUUUAUUGAUGCUUCCGUGAACUUAAUUUUU
Momordica charantia (bitter melon) is the source of this 1009-nucleotide messenger RNA. RefSeq names its product glutathione S-transferase zeta class. Gene Ontology annotation, biological process: glutathione metabolic process; L-phenylalanine catabolic process. Gene Ontology annotation, cellular component: cytoplasm. NCBI's taxonomy places the organism in Eukaryota, Viridiplantae, Streptophyta, Magnoliopsida, Cucurbitales, Cucurbitaceae. Gene Ontology annotation, molecular function: glutathione transferase activity; maleylacetoacetate isomerase activity. The record is from RefSeq and is a predicted model, not a curated record.